GACCAACACGCGUGAGCCGUUCUCAUCCAGCUGUCCCACGCUGAUGAUAGAAUUCCUCAACGCGGGGAUGUAGUAAACUCCGGUGAGCAGCCUGUGCUCACCGGACUUGGCGGUGAAGGUGACGGAGCCAACGCCCUUGAUCUCCACGCCGGAGGCGUCCCCAAACUUGAUGGAGCCUCGGACGCCGGGGUCGAACUCGGUGAAGAACUCCCGUCGGCCGGUCAUGUGAUGGGUGGCGCCGGUGUCGAGGUACCACCCAUCAGCCUUGUUGUUGCUGGAGCUGUUGCAGAGAGAGACGAGUACCUUCGGCUCAUCAAGGUGGAGGAAAGCCGCUGCGGCCGGUGCCGCUGGAGGAAGCUCGAUGCUUGCGUGUGCCAGGAGCAGAGCCGGCUCUUCCUCCUCCACCUGUGCGACGUGGGCCUGGCCACGUCGUGGCUGUCGACAGUCUUUGGCCCAAUGGCCAAGCUUGCCACAGUUGCGGCAGGUGUCGUCUCGUGCCGGCUUGUGGUUGCUGGCGGCGCCGCCCUGGGCACCUCUGCGAGCGCCACCCUCGGCGCGUCUUCGCGCCCACCGCAGCUGGACACCUCCGCAUGCCUUGCGCGGCUUGCGGCCGCCUAUCGAGGGAGAAGACUCCCCCUUUCUUCCGUCACUCUGAGAGGCCUCCCACUGCUCCCGAGUGAGAUGGAGCUUCCCGCCAAUGGUGAUAGGCCCCGAGAGAGGCUGUGGCUCAUCAUCGUCGACGACCUUGAGGCGACCCAACGCCUCCUCAAUCGACAUCGUGGAGAGGUCCAGCAGAGACUCGAUCGAGCGAGCGAUCUGCCUGUACUUCUCUGGGACGCAGUGGAAGAGCUUCUCGACAGCUCUCUCCUCGUCGUAGGUGUCGUCGUCGCACUGCACCAUCUUCUGCAAAAGAUUGUUGAGACGGAGGGCAAAGUCAUCAACAUCCUUACCUGGCUUGAAGGCCAGGUUCUCCCACUCCUUGCGGAGUGCCUGCAGCGUGGACUUGCGGGCGCGGUCGCUGCCGAUGCGUGCCGCAGCGAUAGCGUCCCAGGCCUCCUUGGCAGUCCGCUUCUGGGAAAGCGAGAACUGCAUCUCGGGCGGGACUGCAGUGAUGAGGGCAUCCAGCGCCCGUCGAUCUUUGUCGUAGUCGACGUCGCCGUACCAGACUGCCUCCCACAUGUGUCACACCUGGAGCCUCACCCUCAUCACCGCGGCCCACUCGAUGUAGUUGGUUUUGGUGAGGGUAGGCCACCCUCCGCCGGGACCAAAGUCCCUGACCACCGUCUGAACGCCGUGGUGGCCAUGGCGCCGGUCAGGGGAGGGAGAGCCGCGCUGCCUGCGAGGGCCGCGCUCUCCGUCGAACCAGCCACCUCCACCGGGAGCGCCACGGCCGCGCGCGCGCUCAGGGCUGGCGCUGGCACGCCUGCGCCCGUCUGGGUUCCCGUCAGCGGCCGUGCGGUCCCUUGGGUCACCGCCGCCGCCGUGGGGGUGGGCUGCUGCCCACCGCUCAGCCCCGCUCCCGCGCCCUUCCUCUUGCCAGCUCCUCAAACUCCCUGUCGGCGGUGAUGUCACCGGCGAUGGAGCCGUUGAUGCUGCUGCGCAAGGACUCAACCUCUGCCUCCGCCGCACGUGCCGCAUCCUCCGCCGCCUCUGCUUCCACCUCCGCGCUGGCAGCUGCCAACUCCGCUGCUGCCAGUCUGGCCACCCUCGCUGCUGCUGCAGCGGUCUGAGCCGUUGCUCACCUGCGCUCUUCUGCUGCGGUGAGCUCGACGUCCUACUGACGCCGAGUGCUCAAGGCGACCGAACGCCGAGACCGAACGUCGGACAUGGCGUGCCUCCGGGGGGCUGCUGCGUGGAGAAGGGGAAGGGAAAGGGGAAGGAGGAGCAGCGGGUGCUGCUGCUGCUGCUGGCUGAGAGCUCAACCGAGCUUGGUAAGGGGUGGAACACGAGAUGUUUUGCCUACAGGAAAGUGUGGCUCUGAUACUAGAUGUUAGAAUUUCAAUGGUUACUCUCAUUGAGAAGAGGAUGGCACUAGAGAUGGGGCAAUUUUCUGGUUUUCUUCAUUCACAAAACACAAAGCCAUACCUUCCCGAGGGAGGUUGGAUACAUAUAUAUAUAUAGCCAUAGCUGGCUGGAUGGCUGCUAGCUAAUUGCUGCCCACACUAGUCUAAAAUUUGAACGUGAUGCUGUCCUAGAGAGCAUCCAAACUAAAUAAAGCAUAAAGGAGAUGCUAGAUACUGUCCUAGGGAAGCUAAAAGCAAAACCGAAAGAUGCUAAAAGCAAAACUGAAAGGAUGCUGUCCUAAAAGGGGAAAAACAACCUAAAAGCAAGAGAAGGACCACAAGGACCAAAGACCACAAGGCUUAUUCCAUCAAUUAGGACGCUAAAGGAAUGCAACAUACCAACGAGGAGUAUGAUUGUGAUCCUGUCAUUUCUCCGUGGAGGGUUGCCAUCAUUGCCCUACACGAAGGAGGAUGUUAGCAAUGUUGGUGCAUCGAUUAACUUUGAAACAAGAAGCAAGGAUAUGAGUCAAGUGUUGUAGUAUCUGAAGAAAAAAGAAGCACAAGACCCAGGUUUCUAUUACAAGCUCAUGCUAGAUGAGAACAACAAAGUCAGAAAUAUGUUCUGGACAGAUGGCAGAUCGACAGUGUUGUAUGGUCAAUAUGGUGAUUGUGUCAGCUUUGAUACAACUUAUAAGACAAACAAAUAUGACUUGCCGUUUGCUCCAUUUGUUGGGAUGACAGACCAUGGAAACACAUGUCUUUUUGGGUGUGCAUUCCUAGGAGAUGAGACAACUGAGACAUUUAAGUGGGUUUUUGAGACAUUCAGGACAGCUAUGAGAGGCAAAGAUCCUAUUAGCAUAAUAACAGACCAAGACAGUGCAAUGAGAUCUGCAAUAGGGCAAGUGUUCAAGAAAACCAAGCAUAGGAACUGCCUAUUUCAUAUCAAGAAAAUUGCAGAGAGAGAACAGGUAACACAUUCACUGACAGUACAAAGAAAGAUCUAUACAAUGAAUUUGAAGACAUUGUUAACAAUUGUUUGACAGAGCAUGAGUUUGAAACCUUGUGACACAAAUGAUUGAUAAAUAUGAGCUGCACAAUGUGAAAUACUUGCAAUCAAUUUGGGAUACAAGACAAAGCUGCAUCCCUGUCUAUUGCAAGAAUGACUUUUUCCCAUUUAUUCAAAGCACAACGCUAAGUGAAGGGACUAAUGCAAGGUUUAAAAGAGGAGUUGGGCCAAGGCAUAGUGUUACAAGCUUCCUAAAGGAAUAUGACAGAAUAAAUGACACUAUAUUUGAUACACUGUAUUGGAAUGCCUAUAACUCAAACACAAAACAACCCAAAAAUCUAUGGUCAGGAUACUACAUAGAAGAGCAAGCUUCGGAGAUGUACAAUUUAAGCAUUUUCAAAAAGUUCCAGCUUGAAUUAAAGAAAUCAACAAGGCUUCAGGUGACAGUGCUUGAACAUGGCAAAGCAUACUUGGUAUUCUUGGCUCUAAAUCAAAAAAGAAGGAAUGGAGAGCAAGGAAUUAUGUAGUUCUCACAGACUUACAAAAUGAUGAGUACUCCUGUGUGUGUGCAAAGUUCUCGAAGGAUGGAAUCCUUUGCUCCCAUAUCCUGAAAGUAAUGUUGGACCUAAAUGUUAGCAAAAUUCCGAACAAAUACAUCAUAGAAAGGUGGAGGAAGAAAGACAACAACAUAACAGGUCUAUUCAGAGGAGAAUCAAGUAAUGGACCUAAUGCUAUGCUAAUGUACAACGUGCUCUCGCAAAAAAUGUCAGAAUUAGCAUCAAAGGGUUGUAAGAGACCAGAGAUAUAUAGUUACCUGGUUGGAGAAGUGGAGAAGUUGGAUAGCAUAGUGGACAGCAUGAUUCUAGAAGCCCAUGGAAAUCACACAUGCCAGGUCCAAAGUAAUGCAACAAACAACGCUGUUGUUGAGGGGCAACAACAUGGGAAUCUGAAUGAUGAAGAGGAAAUUGAAGACCCAGAGCAAGCUAAUACAAAAGGCAGGAAAUCAAUAAGGCAGAAAAGAUUGGUGGAAAAGAUUAUGGAUAAAGAAUGCAAAAAAUACAAAGGCAAGAGUGGCCAAAGUAAUGAGAAUCAGUUGAAGACAAAGAGAACAAGUAAUGUUGCGCAAGGUGGGACUGCUUGUGAGAUGCAACCAAAACCAAAGAGGCGGAAGAAAGGACAGGAAAACAACACCAAAGAAAUAAUAGGUAAAAACAGGGCAAGAAAAAUAUGUAACUAGAAUGUUCUCAUGUAAUAGUUAGGGCAAAAAAAGCAUAUAUCUUGUUGAGAGAGAAGAACAAGACAUCAUGUAACAGUGGAUGUUCUAUAUAUUUAGUACUGAGUUUGACAUCA
This is a messenger RNA of Oryza sativa Japonica Group (Japanese rice), 4359 nucleotides long. NCBI's taxonomy places the organism in Eukaryota, Viridiplantae, Streptophyta, Magnoliopsida, Poales, Poaceae. The record is from RefSeq and is a predicted model, not a curated record.